GACGGAUCAAUAUAUUAUAUUUUAAUCAUCUCACCACAAUGAGAAUAUUCCAGCCAAAGCUGUACAAACUGUAAGACGGGAGCUUCCCCUCUACUCAGUCUCUCGUUAUCAGCAGCAAGCAAAGCACGCCCAUGAAUUGUAUGCACUGUACUAUUCCGUACUUCGUUCCCUUAUCCUCUAACCCUAAAAUUUUGUUUCCAUCUUCUCCCACUCAGAUUCUUGCACCAAGUUUCUCUAACCCUGGAUUGUCGCUUUCACUGAGAAAAAUCCCUAAUGGGGUUUUACUCAAGAAAAGAGAUGUCGCAUUGAGAACUUCACAGCACCACAAUAGCAAUAAAAAUAACAAUGACAGCAUUAAAUGGAUGGAUUGGUUACCCACUGGAGGUUUUGCGGCUGAUAAGGUUUUCAAGUUGAUUUCCACCACUACGGCCAGCCCCAUUUACCAGUUCAUUGCUUCGCCUUCCACGUUCUUGCACUCUGUGGACCCCAGAAUCAAAUUGGUAUGGCUCUUGGCUUUGGUUGUCUUACCAGCACGGUCACAUAUAAUAAUGCGAGUUGGAUUAGUCAUAUUGACAAGUCUUCUGUCCGUAUGGAUUCUUCCAAAACACGUGUGGAUGGAUCAAUUGGGAAGGGUGUCAUUGCUUUCUGGAGUUUUAUUUAUAAUGUUGGGGCUUGGUUCAGAUGGUAUACCCUCCCCUGUCCAGUUAAGAACUCCACCACCUGCUGUCAUGGGUUUGCCUAAUCUCCCUGUUUCCUUGGGAAGUUAUUCAUAUUUACUUAUGAAGCUUGGACCAUUACGGUUUACAAGGAAGGGCUUGUCGGUUGCUAGCACAGCUGCCUGCUUAACCUUCACAAUCUUCCAAAGCUCAAGUCUCUGCCUGGCAACCACUACCCCAGAACAACUUGCCUUUGCUAUGCGGUGGUUUAUGGUCCCUUUGACACAUAUUGGUGUUCCAGUGGGUGAAAUCAUUCUUACCCUUUUACUUUCUCUGAGGUUCAUUAAUCUAGUGUUUGAUGAGGUGCGUAAUGUUGCACUGGGGAUUGUAUCUCGAAGGAUAAAUUGGAGGCAAUUGACAGUUCUGGAGACAAUUGACAUCUUUGCUUCCUACAUUCGUCGGAUCUUCAAAAAUAUUUUUAGCCAUGCAGAGCAGAUAUCUCAGGCAAUGAUUGUGAGAGGUUUUAGAGGGGACAGUAGAACUCACAAAAUUUAUGCCUUAUCUGAGUCAUCUGUUGGGAUGGCAGAUUUUGUUUCCCUUUUUUGUCUGGUCAGCGUCAUAGGUGCUGCAUUUUUGUCUGAAUACUUCCUGGUUUGAUACCCAAUUCCACUCUUACCACGGUAAGAUCCUUUACUCAAUGUGAUGCUGCGGUGACAGCACCGAAAAGAUUUACCUAAGCUGAAGCCGAUGCAUUCAGCAAUACGUGUUGUCAAAACAACAGGAGAAUGCCUGUAUCGUAUAGUCUACUGCAAUUUUGAAAUACUCAGUAAGUAGACCUUAUUUCAUUGCACAUAUGAAGUCAAUUUGUUACUAGACUUAGCUGUACAAUGAAAUUAUUUCCUGGAAAAUGUAUGUAUCAUUCGGCAAACGUCUUAGCAACUGUGUUUUCCAGGAGACUUUCUAGCUCUAAGCUAGAGAUAAUUUUUUCACCCAUACUUCUUUCUUUUCAAUGUAAAUCAACUCGUAUUAUCAAUUCAUUUUGAACAUUUUGAUAGCAGAA
Messenger RNA from Mangifera indica (mango), 1716 nucleotides. Its product is annotated as protein ABCI12, chloroplastic. Gene Ontology annotation, cellular component: chloroplast. NCBI's taxonomy places the organism in Eukaryota, Viridiplantae, Streptophyta, Magnoliopsida, Sapindales, Anacardiaceae. The transcript has 7 exons. The record is from RefSeq and is a predicted model, not a curated record. The coding region runs from base 132 to 1313 and encodes 393 amino acids.